This is a messenger RNA of Spinacia oleracea (spinach), 3644 nucleotides long. RefSeq lists its product as uncharacterized. The transcript is spliced from 6 exons. NCBI's taxonomy places the organism in Eukaryota, Viridiplantae, Streptophyta, Magnoliopsida, Caryophyllales, Amaranthaceae. Gene Ontology annotation, cellular component: plasma membrane. The coding region runs from base 214 to 3264 and encodes 1016 amino acids. Gene Ontology annotation, molecular function: protein binding. The record is from RefSeq and is a predicted model, not a curated record.
AUAAAUAAUUAAUAAUCUGUAAUUAAUUACUAAAUAAUUAUAAUAUAACAUGAAAUUAAAUAAUAUAACAUUGAAACUUAAUCAGACAUUUAAAAGGGGCAUAUACAAAGCGGAAGAAGGUGCUACCAAUUGCAAUACCAUACCCCUUAUAACGUACCUAAACCCAAAAUUAAACUCCAUCUGAAUUCUGAAUUCUCAAAACAUUAAACAUAUAUGGCAUCCAUAAUAGAAAUAAUGGAUGUGGAGUUGGGGAGUGCAGCCCUGAAUGGAGAUGUGGAUUUCCUUGCAGAGUGUGUUGAAUCCAAUAAACCGAUAGAAUACUACAUGACUUAUUUCCCCAAAAACAGUGAUAAAGGUGACCGUCGCCAUGGAAAUAUCUUCCAUAUGGCGGCGUACAAUAACAACGCAGAUUUUAUCAGAGAAGCCAUUGAAAUCUUACCUUCAGAAAACACACAACAACUCCUUAUACAACCACGGGAACCAAUUAACGGAAACCCUCUUCAUGUAGCAGCUCAACUCGGCAAUGUUGAAAUAGUAAACAUAUUCCUAGAUGUGUACAAAUGUUUACCAUCUUUACCAUCUGAUCUUACCAAACGACCUUGGUUAGUGGAGAAUACAGAGGGAGAUAAUCCAUGUAACACGGCUGUAAAUCAAUGUCACGAGGAAUGUGCUUUGGAAAUCGUGAAAAUGGAUAUAGAGUUGCUUUGCAAUAAGCUUGGUUCAAGUGACGCCAACAUACUUUACGAUGCUGUAAAUCGUAAAUUAGUCAGAUUUGCGGCGGAGAUCUUGAGGUCACCCCAUCCUAUUGGUUGUACCGGCUUCCAAGAAACCACUCCCUUCCACUCUCUACAUUAUUCAAAUAAAUCAGACGAAGCAGAAGAAAUAUGUCGGCAAUUGCUUCGAAGAAAGCCAGACUUAAUUAAACAACAAGAUGACAAUGGAAAUUCGGCAUUCCAUUUAUGGGCAAGUGAUGGUAAAAUGUGGCCAUUCGAAUGUAUUCUAGAAAGCAGUGACAUUAUCCCAGAUAUUAAGACGGUUUUCACAGACUUGGUCUCUACCACAAACAUAUAUGGUGAAAACCCUCUACAUAAUCUGGUUCAAUAUACAGCUAGUGAAAAUGAUGCCAUUAAAAUAGCAGAAUUGCUCAUAGAUACUUACAAGAAUAAGGAAGCAUCGAACGUCGAGGAAGAAGAAGAAGAAGAUGGAGAUGAAGAUGAAGAUGAAGAUGAAGAUGAACUUCCCUGGUUUGUGCAUGACAAUGGUGGAGAUACACCGUUGUCUUUGGCCAUAUCUCCUAAAUAUGAAAAUUUUGCAAUGUACAUAUUGUCAGUGGAUGACAAUGCAGUAAUUAAAUGUCAGAAGAAUCUUUUGUUCUUGGCUAUUGAGAACAAAUGUCAUCAACUUACGGAAAAGAUUUAUGAGAUAGUGAUUAACAAAGGAUGGACUCAACUUCUCACUAAUGAUCAGCAUAAUAUCUUGCAUAUUGCACCACUAUGCACAAAAGAGUUUUGUACACGACUAAUUGAAGAGAAUCCUGGAUUGCUAAAAGGAGUUGACAAGGCAGGAUUGACAGUACUACACACAUGGAUUAGCAACCCAGAAUUAUGGUUAUUUGAAUUUAUAUUGAAGAGCAAAUGGAGAAUUCCUUUCAUAAAACUGAUUGAUGUUGCAGAUUACGGUGAUAGAAACAACCCUUUUCACAUUGUUGCUAGUCUUGAAACUACCCCAGAUAACGAUACAAUCAAAGUUAUAAAGCUUCUUGUAGAAGCUUAUAAAGAAGAAAAUAUUAAUUGGUCUGUGAAUAGUAUGCAAUUAUUGCCAUGGUCUGCAACAAAUAAAAAGGAUGAAGGAUCUCUGCAAUUGGCCAUAAGCAAUAAACAUGAACAACUUUCAUUGUACUUAUUGUCACUGCAUGAAGAUGAUGAUAUUGAUAAUCUUCUAGGUUAUUACGAACCAGAACACUCUCUUUUGUUUCUUGCUAUACAGAACAAGUGCCCUCAAGUAGCCAAAAAAAUAAUGUCUAGAUUGGAUAAGGAAACUUGGACCAAAUAUCUAAAGGAUCCCUCUGAUGGCCGAAAUAUAUUGCAUCUCGCUCCAACUUUGGAAGAUACAAAGUUCGGGACAUGGCUAGUUGAUGAGGCACCAGAGUUCAUCACCGACAAAGACAACAACGAACAAUCACCUUGGGAUAAAGCAUAUGAAAUUGGUCCUGCAUGGUUUAUUAACGCAGUUCUGAAAAAGAAACCGUCUGUGUUUAGUAGUGCACCCUUGGUUUGGACGAAAGCAUGUGAGAAAGGUCACGUGUUAGCUCUUAGCGCCUUCGUCGACCAUAAUCCGGGAAAGUUUAGAGAUCUUUGUAUCAAACAUAAAGAUUCUCCUUUGCAUCAUAUAAAGCUUGAUGAAAGUUUAACUGAGUAUGAAAAGUUUCUCCAGAUUCCGCACAUGAAAGAUCUAAUCAAUCUUCAAGACUCUAAAGGGAUAACACCAUUACACAAAGCUAUACGAAGUGGAGACUUGUUGUUGACAGAAACAUUACUAAACAUGGAGAAGAUAAUAUAUGAUAUCGAGGAUGAUGAUAAUAUAUCCGCCAUGGAUCUGUUGGCUGCAAAAUGUGACGAGUCGUCUGAGGACAAGAACACAUGGGAUCGAAUGUGCAAAAGAUUUGGACUUGAUCCAAAGAUAAAUACGACAUACUUCAAAAGUAAGACGAAUUUACUAGAAGUGCGAAGCUCACUAUUCAUUGUAGCUGCUUUACUAGCAACCAUAACGUUCACGGCUGGAUUCACUAUCCCUGGUGGAUUCAAUCAAGAAAGUGGAGCAGCAUUGUUGGGAAAGAAGCCAGCUUUUCUAGUGUUUUUGAUAUCUAAUGCAUUGGCCUUGUUUUUUUCGAUGUUGGUGUUGAUUUGUCUGACAUGGUCCAUGGUUUUCGAUGCCAGUAAAUCAUUGGUAUUGAUUGAUCGAAGUAUGGUGUUACUCCGUUUAGCACUAAACUGCACCUUAUUGGCGUUCAUGACCGGAGUUUAUAUUGUUAUUGCUCCAAUGUCAUUGUGGGCAGCAAUCCUUAUUAUUAUCAUCAUCAGCGGUCUCAUCGGAAUUUCGGUGGACAAGAAUAUCUUGUAUAAUGUGCUAGAUAAGUUAAUCCCCUCUCCAAAAAAGAAGGGCAUAGAUCUAAUCCGAAAGCAGAAAUCGGGCAUCUCUAAUAAUGAGCAGGAUCAAUUGCUUAAUAAUCGUGGGCAGAACGAGAACUUAGACGCGAUAGUGUAAAGAAUGCAGUCUGAGGAUCAAUUCAAUAUAAUUACUUUCUAAAAAUGGAGAUUGAUUAGUUUUUCUUUUUGGUGCAAAUGAGCCACAAGGGUGGGGAUGAGAAUCGAUCUCAGGAUCACCUGGAACCGGGAUGGAAGCUCUAACCAACUGAGCUAUCCAUCACUCUCAUGGAGACUGAUUAGUUAUUGUUAACAAUCAUGUUUAUGCUAAACUUGUUUGUCACUUUGUCUAUGAAGUCAUAUCAACUUUUUGUGCUUUUCUAUUUGACUUGUUGGUGAAUGUUGAUCGUUAACUCAUGCUAGCUUACUAUUUUUAUUGUAAAUGUGACACUCGUGUGCUGUGCCUUUUUCCAAUAAAGAUUGUGACUAUUCGUGUUUUUA